AUGGCAAGGGCCGAGGACGGCUCCGAAGCCCUCACCACGGGCCGCAUCAACCUCAUGUUCGCAGCCCUCGCCAAGCUGAUCCCACACACGGGCCAUCUCAAGCAUGAAGAAUCGAUGAGCAUGCUGAAGACGGUUGCACGGGAACUCACCAUGACAGCAGCAGACAUGUCGCGCGCGAAAGAGAAAGCGCAGCAGUUUGCUGAUCGCGACACGGAGGCGUUUGAGGUCGUCGGCCAAUUUUAUCCGCAGCUGAAGGAGCCGCAUCUUCCGGCAACGCGGCCGGCGUCACUUGCUGUCGAACAGCGACCCGAACACGUCGAUGGGGACGACCACAAGUUGCUGUGGCGCCAGUUGGGCACGCGUCGCCAGUUUGAAUCGCUGCCGCCAACGCUUCUCUCCAUUGAGGUUGUGUAUGCGUACAUCACAGAUCUUGCUGGCCGCGUGCUCGCCCACGACGUACAGCUCGCCUUUGGCACCGCCACCAGUGAGGACGACGUCAUCUCGUUCCAGCAACACAUGUACAACAUGUUUGACGACCGCUUUCCCCACGCAGAUGCCGCCACGCUCGCCAUCCGCGACUUUCUCUUCUCUGUAGAGCAUCACAGCAGCGCCGAUCCACUCGUACAGCUGCUCUUCUUCUCGCUCGUCGGAAAGCAGGAUGUGUCAUCGCUUAUGCACUACACAAUCGUCCACAUGUUGAUCCACACGUUGCAGCUCUCAACGCCCCAGCACCUCUCCUGGCUCAUGACGGAGCUGUUUCCAGACUCGCACCUGUCACUGGACAAGCUGAUGCUGGCGUACACGGGCUUUGCUGAUGGCGCCCCGUCCUCCGAUCGCCUCUCCCGCUUUUAUCUCCGCGAAACCGCUGCGCGCGACUGGAAUCCAGCAGCAGCCGAGAUUGUGCGCGUUGCUGCGGAGGUGGCCGGUGCGCCGCCAACGGGCUCGAAACCGCUCAGCGUCAUCAAGUGCGAACGCAUCAAGCACGCGCUCCAUCCACACGUUCCCGACCAGGUGCUGCGGCUACUCUACGAACAAUCCGCCAAGAUACAUGGGGUGGAUGCUGAGUUGCCGUCGAGUGUGUGCACGUGGCUGCUGCUCCACGCACGCUUGUUGUUUGAGACAGAAAUGGUUCGACUCAGCCUCAAAGACAGACUGGAUGUUGAGGCGACGCGUCGUAUGCGCAACCUGGUUCACCAGGACGUGGACACAGCGAACAGAACCCUGCAAAUGCUCGACGAGCAAGGCCAUCAACUCAACCGCGUUGAGGAGAACCUUGAUGGUAUCAACGCAAACACAAAGCGCGCUGAGAAGGAGCUGACAAAGAUGGAAAAGUGUUGUGGCAUCUUCUACUGCCCUUGCACCAAGCGCCAAAGCUUCGAUGAGAACGCACGGUACAACAGAGCAUUUCGCCAGGGAGCAAAUGGCAACGCAGCACAGGACGGCAGCGGCAGCGAUAGCGUGAUCUCAACGCAACCAAAGAGCGAGCGAGGCGCUGCCCGCGGCGGUGGCCGUGCGGAGGGCGGCAGCGAGGGCCGAUAUGUCGAGCGCAUCCUCGAGAACGACGCGCGCGAGGACGAGAUGGACGACAACAUGCGCAGCGUCGCUUUCCUGCGCACCACAGCAAACAGCGGCAGAUCAGCAGUGCAGGGUCGAUUAUGA
Molecule: messenger RNA, 1659 nt
Organism: Salpingoeca rosetta
Lineage: Eukaryota; Choanoflagellata; Craspedida; Salpingoecidae
Product: synaptosomal-associated protein
Exons: 17
Coding region: 1-1659 (552 amino acids)
Biological process (GO): exocytosis; synaptic vesicle priming; synaptic vesicle fusion to presynaptic active zone membrane
Cellular component (GO): SNARE complex; plasma membrane
Molecular function (GO): syntaxin binding; SNAP receptor activity
Source: RefSeq, a predicted model, not a curated record